GCCCGCGCCCGCCACCGCCGCCGCCGCCGCAGCAGCAGCAGCAGCUCCCGCACAACUUUCCGGCCCGCGCCACCGCGAGCGCGCCUGCCACCGCUUCCCCCUGCCUCUCCUUCUGCGCCCUUCCCGCCCCUUCGCCUUCCCUCUUGCUAGGUGGCCGGGAAGGAAGACGCGAUUCAGUCAGGAUGGCUAAAGGUGAUCCCAAGAAACCAAAGGGCAAGAUGUCUGCUUAUGCCUUCUUUGUGCAGACUUGCAGAGAAGAACAUAAGAAGAAAAAUCCAGAAGUCCCUGUCAAUUUUGCAGAAUUUUCCAAGAAGUGCUCUGAGAGGUGGAAGACAAUGUCUGGGAAAGAGAAAUCUAAAUUUGAUGAAAUGGCAAAGGCAGAUAAAGUACGCUAUGAUCGAGAAAUGAAGGACUAUGGACCAGCUAAGGGAGGCAAGAAGAAAAAGGACCCUAAUGCCCCCAAAAGACCACCGUCUGGAUUCUUCUUGUUCUGUUCAGAAUUCCGCCCCAAGAUCAAGUCUACAAAUCCUGGUAUCUCCAUUGGAGAUGUGGCAAAAAAGCUGGGUGAGAUGUGGAAUAACUUAAGUGACAGUGAAAAGCAGCCAUACAUCACGAAGGCUGCAAAGCUGAAGGAGAAAUACGAGAAGGAUGUUGCUGACUAUAAGUCUAAAGGAAAGUUUGAUGGCACAAAGGGUCCUGCUAAAGUUGCCCGGAAAAAAGUGGAAGAGGAAGACGAAGAAGAGGAGGAAGAAGAAGAGGAGGAGGAGGAGGAGGAGGAUGAAUAAAAAACUGUUUAUCCGUC
Urocitellus parryii (Arctic ground squirrel) is the source of this 802-nucleotide messenger RNA. RefSeq names its product high mobility group box 3 (gene Hmgb3). The record is from RefSeq and is a predicted model, not a curated record. NCBI's taxonomy places the organism in Eukaryota, Metazoa, Chordata, Mammalia, Rodentia, Sciuridae. Gene Ontology annotation, molecular function: DNA binding. Gene Ontology annotation, cellular component: nucleus.